AUGAGAUUCUUCAUCAUCCUUCUCUUGGCUCUUUUGGCUGUCACUGCCCUUGGUAAGCUUCAAAAUGAUUUUUCUAUAAAUAAAACUUUACUGUGUAAAAUACGUCGUCGAUAAAAGCGAGCGCAAAAACUAUCAUAGACAGUGAAACUUAAGACAAUAUUUAUAAUAUUUUCAACAAAUCAGGAUAUACACCAUGACCCUUUAGGAGCCGCUCACAAGAAACCAGUCCACAAGAAGCCAGCCCACCAUCCCACAGUUCACAAAGCUCCAGCUCAUCAACCUCCAGCCCACAAAGCUCCAGCUCACAAAGCCCCAGCUAAAGCCGGUACUAAAGCUCCAUCUGCAACUGGUGCCACUUUAGCUGCCAAGACAACUGGUGCUGCUGCGGCCGCUACUACCGCUAAGGCUUCUUAA
Molecule: messenger RNA, 414 nt
Organism: Bursaphelenchus okinawaensis
Lineage: Eukaryota; Metazoa; Nematoda; Chromadorea; Rhabditida; Aphelenchoididae
Source: the annotation of a GenBank genome assembly